AUGACAGGAACGGUUGUGUGGUUUGAAGGGAUACCCUUCCCAAGCCUGCAAUACUCACCUGAAAUCCUGAGAGAGGUGCAGGAGAGUUUUCUUAUUAAAGAUGAAGAUGUCUUACUGAUGACUUUCCCCAAAUCAGGAACAAACUGGUUGAUUGAAACUGCCUGCCUAAUUUACUCCAAGGGGGAUUCCAAGUGGGUCCAAUCUGAGCCCAUUUGGGACCGCUCCCCCUGGGUAGAGGCUAAGUAUGGGUGUGAAUUACUAAAGGAGAAGGAAGGCCCACGUCUCAUCAGUUCUCACCUCCCCAUCCAACUCUUCCCCAAGUCUUUCUUCAAAUCCAAGGCCAAGAUGAUAUACCUCAUCAGAAAUCCCAAAGAUGUUAUUGUGUCUGGUUAUUUUUACUGGAAGAUUGCAAAAUUUGUUAAGAGACCACAGCCACUGGAACAAUACUUUGACUGGUUCGUCCAAGGAAAUGGUGACGCAACUGGGUGGUUUGACCACAUUUGGGGCUGGUUGUCCAUGAGAGACAAGGAGAACUUCCUGAUACUGAGCUAUGAAGAGAUGAAAUGGGACACGAGGAGCACUGUGGAGAAGAUCUGCCAAUUCCUGGGCAAGAAACUAGAACCAGAAGAACUGGACUCGGUCCUCAGAAACAGUUCUUUCCAGGCCAUGAAAGAAAACAAUAUGUCCAAUUUUUCCCUCCUGAAGGGUCGGUAUUUAGAAGAGAAUGGAGAACUUUUGAGAAAGGAUGUGACUGGAGACUGGAAAAAUUACUUCACGGUGGCCCAAGCUGAAACUUUUGAUAAACUAUUCCAGGAGAAGAUGGAAGACCUUCCUCAAGAUCUGUUCCCAUGGAAAUAA
This is a messenger RNA of Rangifer tarandus platyrhynchus (Svalbard reindeer), 858 nucleotides long. The record is from the annotation of a GenBank genome assembly. Lineage: Eukaryota; Metazoa; Chordata; Mammalia; Artiodactyla; Cervidae.